Messenger RNA from Chlorocebus sabaeus (green monkey), 4760 nucleotides. RefSeq names its product phenylalanyl-tRNA synthetase subunit beta (gene FARSB). The record is from RefSeq and is a predicted model, not a curated record. Gene Ontology annotation, biological process: phenylalanyl-tRNA aminoacylation. Lineage: Eukaryota; Metazoa; Chordata; Mammalia; Primates; Cercopithecidae. Gene Ontology annotation, molecular function: RNA binding; phenylalanine-tRNA ligase activity; ATP binding. Gene Ontology annotation, cellular component: phenylalanine-tRNA ligase complex; cytoplasm.
CUUCAGGGACAGUACAUUACAAUGCCUGACAAAUCCUGGCCAGUUCUAUCAAAUUAUAUGUCUCUUACAGGUUUUUAAGCUAUCAGUCCCAUGAAGAUACAUUUAGUCAGCGAGAUAAUGGCAAGAUGAGUGUUUUUAGGUUAAAAUAAGAGCUGGAACUGUUGGCAGCAGAAUGGCGAUAUUCAAGACAGCUCGCACAAGAAGAGGCGGGUCCUACGCGCCUCGCUAGGGAAGCCCGGGUCAGCUCGCCGCGCAGGCGCAGUGAGUUCGACUCGCCAUGCCGACUGUCAGCGUGAAGCGUGAUCUGCUCUUCCAAGCCCUGGGCCGCACCUACACUGACGAAGAAUUUGACGAACUAUGUUUUGAAUUUGGUCUGGAACUUGAUGAAAUUACAUCUGAGAAGGAAAUAAUAAGUAAAGAACAAGGUAAUGUAAAGGCAGCAGGAGCCUCUGAUGUUGUUCUUUACAAAAUUGACGUCCCUGCCAAUAGAUAUGAUCUCCUGUGUCUGGAAGGAUUGGUUCGAGGACUUCAGGUCUUCAAAGAAAGGAUAAAGGCUCCAGUGUAUAAACGGGUAAUGCCUGAUGGAAAAAUCCAGAAAUUGAUUAUCACAGAAGAGACAGCUAAGAUACGUCCUUUUGCGGUAGCAGCAGUUCUCCGUAAUAUAAAGUUUACUAAAGAUCGAUACGAUAGCUUCAUUGAACUUCAGGAAAAAUUACAUCAGAAUAUUUGCAGGAAAAGAGCAUUGGUUGCUAUUGGCACCCAUGAUUUGGACACUUUGUCAGGCCCAUUUACUUAUACUGCAAAGCGUCCUUCAGAUAUUAAAUUCAAGCCUCUAAAUAAGACCAAGGAGUAUACAGCCUGUGAACUGAUGAACAUAUACAAGACUGAUAAUCACCUUAAACAUUAUUUACAUAUCAUUGAAAACAAACCCCUGUAUCCAGUUAUCUAUGAUAGCAAUGGUGUCGUCCUUUCAAUGCCUCCCAUCAUCAAUGGGGAUCAUUCCAGAAUAACAGUAAAUACUAGAAAUAUUUUUAUUGAAUGCACUGGAACUGACUUUACUAAGGCAAAAAUAGUUCUUGAUAUUAUUGUCACCAUGUUCAGUGAAUACUGUGAGAAUCAAUUUACGGUCGAAGCUGCUGAGGUGGUUUUUCCUAAUGGAAAAUCAUAUACCUUUCCAGAAUUAGCUUACCGAAAGGAGAUGGUGAGAGCUGACCUCAUUAACAAAAAAGUUGGAAUCAGAGAAACUCCAGAAAAUCUUGCCAAACUUCUGACAAGGAUGUAUUUAAAAUCAGAAGUCAUAGGUGACGGGAAUCAGAUUGAGAUUGAAAUCCCUCCAACCAGAGCUGACAUUAUCCAUGCAUGUGAUAUUGUAGAAGAUGCAGCUAUUGCUUAUGGAUAUAACAACAUUCAGAUGACUCUCCCGAAAACUUACACCAUAGCUAAUCAAUUUCCUCUUAAUAAGCUCACUGAACUUCUCAGAUAUGACAUGGCAGCUGCUGGCUUCACUGAAGUGCUUACCUUUGCCCUGUGCUCCCAAGAAGAUAUAGCUGAUAAACUCGGUCUGGAUAUCUCUGCAACAAAGGCGGUCCACAUAAGUAAUCCUAAAACAGCUGAAUUUCAGGUGGCACGCACUACCCUUCUUCCUGGCCUCCUGAAGACCAUAGCAGCAAAUCGUAAGAUGCCCCUUCCUCUGAAACUGUUUGAAAUCUCCGACAUUGUAAUAAAAGAUUCUAAUACAGAUGUAGGCGCAAAAAACUACCGGCAUCUCUGCGCUGUUUAUUACAACAAGAAUCCUGGGUUUGAGAUCAUUCAUGGGCUGCUGGACAGAAUUAUGCAGUUGCUCGAUGUGCCUCCUGGUGAAGACAAGGGAGGAUAUGUGAUCAAAGCAUCGGAAGGGCCUGCUUUCUUCCCUGGGCGAUGUGCAGAGAUCUUUGCCAGGGGUCAAAGUGUUGGGAAACUUGGGGUCCUUCAUCCUGACGUUAUCACCAAGUUUGAGCUGACGAUGCCCUGCUCCUCGCUAGAAAUCAAUAUUGGACCCUUUUUGUGAAGACUGGUCUCUGUGGUGUGAUUCUCUUCCCAAGUAUCCUUUUCUCCUCCCCUAGUGUCCUUUAGUCUUCCUCCACAGGGAACGUCUAUUUGGGCUUUAAUGUUUAAUAAAGUAGAAAGCACUGUCUGGCUGUGUGGGUAGAGACCACCCUUUCCCUGCAUUAGACCAGCUUGUGCCAUAUACGAAUGUGUCUGUGUGUGAAGCUGCAUUGUUGGGUAAAAGCCUUGUGGAGUGCCAGAGAAAUGCACUGGCAGAGUGCAGGAUCUGUUCUGAAAGGCAGAUGUGCUCCUUAGACAUCAGAGCAUCACAUUGGAGCGGAUUACGCCUGCAUAGCAAGAUCCCAUUUCUUUCUUUAUUGAUAAAACAAGAUAAUUGAUGAGAGUUCAUGUUGCGUGACUUUGAGAUAACUGAGGGGUUUAGCUUUGAUUUUCUACAUUUGACAUGUAUUCAUCAUUGAGAAACACUAAAAUAACAAUAUUUUUAGAAAACGUUGAAGAAUCAAUUAUGGUCCAACAAUUAUAGCUUCUGAGAUCAGUUUAAAGUGAAAGAAGAUUCUGUAAUACAAGGAUUCAAAAUUUGUGAGGGUGCACAGGUAUUUUUUACUGUAUCUGUGAUACUCUAAGAUGGAGUACAUGCAACGAAGAUCUGUUCUGCUGUAAGAGUUAAAAUGGACAAGUAUUGAUAUCAAGGCAGUAUGAACAUUAAGAAACAAUGAGAAGCUUAUUUUUGCCAUAGGCCAUACGUGUUACUGUAAUCAGUCAGUUAUAAAAUCAUGGUUUUAAAUACUUAAUUGAGCUACUAGUUUCUCUCUUAUAGGGAGAUAUUAGGCCUCUCUUUUUCUGAAGCUAAGCUUCAGCCAAUCCUCCUUAUUUUAUAUCCCAAUUUCCUUUCUUACUUCAAUCUAGAAUUCUCCAGUAGGUACUAUGUCUGAAAAAAAGCUGGGUCUAAUGUUUGAGAGAAGUUCCCAGGUACUAUUGAAGUAAUAAGAAAUAUGAUAAAAUAUAAUACUUUACAGUCCCAGUAGAAAUAGCUAACAAAGACUGGGUGCGCUGUGGCUCAUGCCUGUAAUCCUAGCACUUUGGGAGACUGAGGUGGGCAGAUCACUUGAGGCCAAUAGUUCGAGAUCAGCCUGACCAACAUGACAAAACGCCAUUUCUACUAAAAAUACAAAAAUUAGCCAGGCAUGGUGGUGUGGGCCUGCAGUCCCAGCUACUUGGGAGGCUGAGUCAGGAAAAUCUCUUGAACCGGGAGGUAGAUGUUACAGUGAGCUGAGAUUGUGCCACUGCCCUCUAGCCUGGGUGACAGAGUGAGAUUCUGUCUUAAAAAAAAAAAAAAAAAAAAAGAUAUAGCUAACAAAGAUAGUGAAAUAAGAAUUAUGUUUAUGGAUCUUUUGCUGAAUCUACUAGGAGAAAACCCCACCAUAUUACAACCUUGAAUUGGGGCAGUAGUGUCUAACUUGCAAGAUUUGUGAAUACACAGACUUCCAUCUGACCCUUCAUAGCUCUGUUGUGAGCAGAUCCUUACAACAUUUUCAAAAUGAAAUAUGCCCUCUAAAAAUAAUGCGUGCCAAAAGGACUUGUAUCCAGCAUGCAUAAGGAUUUCUUAAAACUUAAUAAUAAAAAUAAAACAACCGUUUUUUAAAAACGUGCAAGAGUUGAACAAACAUUUUCCCAAAGAAGAUAUAUGAAUGGCCAAUGAGCACUUGAAAAGAUCCUCAACGUCAUUAGUCAUCAGGGAAAUGCAAAUAAAAUCCACAAUGAUAAACUGCAUACCCAUUAAAAUGGCUAAAAUUUAAGACUCAUAAAUCAAAUAUUGCUGAGCCUGGAGCAAGUGGAACUUUUCACGCACUGCUGGUGAGUCACAAUGUAAAAUGUUACAUUGUGACUUUAGAAAAUAGCUUGGCAGUCUCUUGAAACAUACACCUACCAUCUAGCCAUUCUAUUCCUAGGUUUACCCAUAUGGCCAAAGAUUUUUAUGCAAGUGUUCACAGUGUUACUUACAGUAGUUACAAAUUGCAGUAUAUCCAUACUAUGGAAUACUUCUCAGCAAUAAGAAGGAAUGAACUACUGAUCCUCAAAACAACAUGAAUGAAUUUCAAAACAGUACACUAAGUGAAAGCAAGAGACACAAAAGACUGCUUAAUUCUAUUUACAUAAGAGUCUAAAAAAGUCAAAAGCAGGUUUGUUGGCAGGAGCUCAGGAAAGAGAACUGACUGCAGUGGGUUAAGAGGAAACUUGUUGGGUGAUGGAAAUUUUAUCUUAAUUGAGGUGGUACAUGUACUUCAGGUGUAGGUUAUACCUUCGUAAAGCUGGGAGAAAAAGAAUGUAAUGUAACAUGUAGUAUUUUACUAAUUUUAACUACGUAACACCAGUUGAUAAAUGCCUAGAGAAAUAGCCUGAACUGUAGAAUUGGCAGUUCUGUUCAAGAUGGCUCACUGGUCCACAACUAUUAAUGAUAUAUUCUCUCUUAGUUGCAGGUUCGCUCUAGUUAAAAUCAUGGCUUAGGGAUCAUCAUAUGAUAGCCAUGGUUGAAGUAGGUGGAACCAUUUGUUCUGUCAGCAGCUACCCACCUGGAUAUUUUUAGGGGUGGCCAAAAUUACUUGUAAUGAAAAACCCACUAAUACCUAAUUGUAUAUAAUUGUAUAUCCCAGCAUGAAAGGGGAAAGAUCAACUCCAUGCAUCAUGUAGACGUUUCUGCCCUUGGAAGCAGGAAA